AUGGGAGAUAUCCCAGCAAAGGCCUAUGCUAUGCUUGAGGCAGUCGGCCAAGACUUCAACCUCAACCUCAUAGAGCUGCAGGAGACCCAUCUAUCCAACAUACCCAUCCUACCUCUGAUAGGCAGUCAGUUGGCAUCUGUACUGGCCUUCGGGGCUCUUAGGAUUGAGUGGGAUAUAUUCAGAAACUUUUUAACCCGAAUAUCGGGGACAUACACUGAGGUGGAGUAUCAUAACCAAGCCCAUGCAGCCCAGGUCACCUCUCAUGGUAACUACCUCCUCCGGGCUACAGGAAUGCCAGUAAGUGCAUUGGACCAUACAGCUUACCUUGUAGCCUGUAUAUGUCAUGAUGUUGGUCAUAGUGGUAAGAAUAAUGGCUUCUACGUAGAGACGGGUGAUCGCCUCGCUUUGAGAUAUAACGACAGAUCAGUCCUAGAACAGUUUCAUGUAGCAACAGCAUUCGAGAUGAUGGAGGACUUCCAUGAGUGUAACAUCAUUGAGAACCUUACCAGGGAAGAACGGAAAGGCUUCAGGUCCUUCGUUAUUGAGCUCAUCCUGGCGACCGAUAUGGCUAAACAUUUUGCCGCACUAACUGAUUUACGCUUACUAGUCCGUAAUUCGGAGUUCAGGACUGUGAUUCAAGACCAUAUGAAUGCUGACGAGCGGCUGCUUAUCUUCAAGGCCUGCAUUAAAGCUGCCGAUAUCGGUCAUACCUGUCUACCAUGGGAUCAGCAUUAUGAACUAUCUCUUCGAUUGGCUGAGGAGUUCUUCAAACAAGGGGAUCUCGAGAAACAGUUACAUGGGUACGUGAAAUAG
Perkinsus marinus ATCC 50983 is the source of this 813-nucleotide messenger RNA. RefSeq names its product cAMP-specific 3',5'-cyclic phosphodiesterase, putative. The record is from RefSeq and is a predicted model, not a curated record. Gene Ontology annotation, biological process: signal transduction. Lineage: Eukaryota; Perkinsozoa; Perkinsida; Perkinsidae. Gene Ontology annotation, molecular function: 3',5'-cyclic-nucleotide phosphodiesterase activity. The transcript has 9 exons. Bases 1 to 813 code for a protein of 270 amino acids.